Messenger RNA from Microtus oregoni (creeping vole), 1019 nucleotides. RefSeq names its product optic atrophy 3 protein homolog. The record is from RefSeq and is a predicted model, not a curated record. The transcript is spliced from 2 exons. NCBI's taxonomy places the organism in Eukaryota, Metazoa, Chordata, Mammalia, Rodentia, Cricetidae. Bases 116 to 655 code for a protein of 179 amino acids. Gene Ontology annotation, cellular component: mitochondrion. Gene Ontology annotation, biological process: regulation of lipid metabolic process.
UCCCUCCUUACGCAGACACGCACGGCCCACCGGCGGGCGGGAGCGGAGCGGCGAGGUCAGCGGCGCCCCGCCCAGUCAGCCAGCAAGGUUGCGCGUGCCCAGGGCGACCGCCAAGAUGGUGGUGGGCGCGUUCCCCAUGGCGAAGCUCUUCUACCUGGGCAUCCGGCAGGUCAGCAAGCCGCUGGCCAACCGCAUCAAGGAGGCCGCCCGCCGCAGCGAGUUCUUCAAGACCUACAUCUGCCUGCCCCCAGCCCAGCUGUACCACUGGGUGGAGAUGCGGACCAAGAUGCGCAUCAUGGGCUUCCGGGGCACAGCCAUCAAGCCGCUGAAUGAAGAGGCAGCGGCAGAGCUGGGCGCUGAGCUGCUGGGCGAGGCCACCAUCUUCAUUGUGGGCGGAGGCUGCCUGGUUCUGGAGUACUGGCGCCACCAGACUCAGCAGCGCAACAAGGAGGAGGAACAGAAGGCAGCCUGGAAUGCACUGCAGGACGAGGUGGGCCGCCUGGCGCUGGCACUGGAGACACUACAGGCUCAGGCACAGGCGAUGCCCUCUUUGAGCGCCCUGGAGGAGCUCCGAGCUGAGCUGCGGGAAGUGCGCACCCAGGUGUGCAAUGAGCACUCCACUCCCAAGUGCCAAGCAGCAUCUUCCAAGAAAUAGUCGGCUGCUGGGGCCCCCAACAUGGCCUGGCCUGCCCUGGCCCAGCAGAAGCCACCGGGACCUUGAUGCAACUGUGACCUGUGGUGGUCACCCCUUACUGACAAAAUCUGGGCAUUUCCCCCAGGGAACACAGCAACAAAAGUGUUCAGAACCCGCCAGCUGCUGACUCAGAGUGCUCAGCCCCAACCAGGAACCACGUUGGACUUUCAAGGUCUUGCCAGCCUAUCUCCCCACUGCUCUGGCAAAGGCAAAAAUGAAAGCAGGGCUCCAACCUGAUCAGGACCUGGUUAGACAAGGUCACCUGCCAUUGUUGGAGAGCCUUCUUCCUUUGAUGGCUGAAGCCCUCGGGUCAGCAAAGCCUCUG